GUCCCGUUGGGACCCAAUGAGAUGAUAGUGUCAGCGUUCCAAAAGCCACAGUAGAGUUCAGUGUUCAGGUCCAGUGCAUGACGCAUGUAAAGCAUACGUAUAUGAUGGGUAUCAUGAUGUUAUUGUGAUUCAGAGAAGAGAAUACGGUUCAGGUUUCAGGUUAUGAAACUAUUCGGCCAAUUCGGCUGACAAUUUACGUUGCCACAUAACGUUGUUUUGGACGUGUGAUAUUGUUUUGCAUUCGUUUAGAUUGAAUUUCUAAUAUGCCAAAAGUUGUUUCAAGGAGCAUAAUAUGUUCCGACACGAAAGACCAAGAAGAAUACAGCGAGGAAAAACCUUUGCACAUAUAUUACUGCUUAUGUGGUCAAAUGACACUUAUAUUAGAUUGUGAUAUUGAAAAGUUACCCCUGAGGAAAAGGGACGGCGCAAGAGUGAUAGAUGGAAGCAAACACGCGCAUAAAAUGACCUGCGAACGAGACGAAACAGUCUAUUUGAAGCGACACGAGGGAAUUGAACGGCAACACAGACAAAAGUGCAAAAAAUGUGGUCUUUUAUUGUAUUACAAACAUGAGCCUGGCUCCAACAUAGUCUUCAUAGUUAAAGGAUCAGUAAUCAAGAGUUCCGGAGAAGGUCCAAUGACGGAUAUUUACAAUCAAGUAGCCAUUGAAAAGCCCAAAAAAAUUAUGGUCACCAAGCAUACAAAAAAUAUGGGCAAAUUCAGUUCUGUCACAGUCUCCACUAUUGACGAAGAAGAGGAUGAAAUUGAAGCGCGCGAAGUAGCGGAUUCGUAUGCAAACAACGCCCGUAUCAUUGAAAAACAACUCGAGAGAAAAGGCAUGAACAAACGGAAACCAAAUAUGCCGGCUCCUACAGUUGAUACCAAACGAUCAAGACCCAGAGGGACUCUGUUGGAUGUUUAACUUUGUCCCGACAAGCCAAAUACAUUCAGCAUCUCUGUUCAUUCGUGUCAAGUUUAAAUAUAUAUUUAUUAACAUUACAUAAACUGUAAGUAUUUUUGUUUUUCUGUUUAUAUAUAAAUGACUAGAUACAAAUAUUGUUGCAUAAAAAUGUACAUUGCAAAAAAUAUCAAGAUAUUUUCAAAUAAAUAUAAUAGCUACUUACAAUUUGCGGUAAAACUUAUGGCAAAUUGUUUUCGUCAAUCGCCUCAAUCGUCAAACGAGACUCACCGUACAUGCCCGCAUGAUAAGUGUGACGAUACGCGGCAGAGCCGCCAUCGCAAAAUGACAACUGUUUCUUGGUUAAUUAACGCAAGCUGUCACAACUCUACUUUUUCUGUCUCUCUCUCUCUCUCUCUCUCAUGCACACACACUCACACAGACCCGCGCGCACGAAUAUUUUGCUGCUCAGCCGAACAAAUAUGUGCUAAAAUUAGUUAAUAUGGCAUUGCUCGCGGUUUAGGUAUCAUUUGUCCAAGAGAAUGAAAAUUGCUUCAUUCCGUUGCUGGGCCUACGUCUCGAUAAAUAUGCAUAUUUUCUUUUCAGACGGAUAAACUAUCGAUAACAACGAGAAAUAAAUGGCGAAUAACUGGCCGUAUUAGCGGGACCUACCUACCAACUGUAUCUCGUUGGGUAUACAGGCUACAACAACUACACUUGACACGUGGAACAACUAUUAUGACAGUUUUUCAUAUAUCAAUGUAUAUUCGGAAUUGAGAUACCAGAGAAGACAUUUCUUGAAUCGCUUUAA
This is a messenger RNA of Venturia canescens, 1707 nucleotides long. Its product is annotated as STING ER exit protein. Gene Ontology annotation, biological process: endoplasmic reticulum membrane organization; endoplasmic reticulum to Golgi vesicle-mediated transport. The record is from RefSeq and is a predicted model, not a curated record. The transcript has 4 exons. NCBI's taxonomy places the organism in Eukaryota, Metazoa, Arthropoda, Insecta, Hymenoptera, Ichneumonidae. Bases 264 to 920 code for a protein of 218 amino acids.